This is a messenger RNA of Klebsormidium nitens, 3585 nucleotides long. NCBI's taxonomy places the organism in Eukaryota, Viridiplantae, Streptophyta, Klebsormidiophyceae, Klebsormidiales, Klebsormidiaceae. The record is from the annotation of a GenBank genome assembly.
GAACUGGAAAGUGCGACGAGCCUCGGGGCGGUCAAUCCCAGUCCUCAGGCUCCUAUGAGGCUGUAUGAAAGUUGCCAGAUGCAUGUAAAAUGCUGAUCAUCUGCCCUGGCAGCGGUGGCGCUCGAUGUGAUCCUGCAACUGGAAUGAGUCAGGCAGAGAGGAAGGGAGGUUGUCCAAUGCCAGCUUGGGUCCCCCUGGCAUAGUCUAGACGGAUAAUGCCGCGAGGGGCACGUCGAUAGUUCAGCUGUGCACCAUGCAGUUUCCUCCAAGGAUGGAGGAGAUUGCACCCACCGGAGAUGAUGGCCUGCACCGGGGCCCAUGGGCCGAGUGGGAGGAUGAGCUGCUAGUCAAGUAUGUGGCCAAGUACGGGGAAGGAAACUGGGCCAGCGUCAAGGAGAAGCCAGACAUUGGGCUGAAGAGAUGCGGGAAGAGUUGCCGGCUGAGGUUUUUGAACCACCUCAAGCCCGGUUUGAAGAAAGGAGCGUUUAGUGAGGAUGAGGAGGACCUUAUUUUCACCCUCCACACCUACUAUGGAAACAAAUGGUCAAGAAUCGCGCUGGAGCUCCCCGGACGCACAGACAAUGAGAUCAAGAACUUUUACCACUACAAGUGUAAGAAGCUGGAGAAUGCCAGGCUGUCGGUGCCGGGCCAGUCCGCGCAAGACAAGGUUCGGGCGCACGAGUUUGUGCAUAGCAGGAUGUCGACCGAGGAGCUCUCCAUCAACCUCGCCCCGCGCGAGCCCCCUCCUGCGAGCCUGCUUGGCAAGCGGGACCGGGCAGAUACCCCCGAUCGUGACGUCAAGUUCCAGAAGACCGACUCCGCCCGGCCUGUUCCGAUGCCGCCACUCCCGCCCCAACAAGGGAACAGCAACAUAACGUUGCGCGUGCCCAUCAUUGGGCCUUCCAAGCCCUUGCAGUUGGGGGACCAUCCCCCGAUUGAGAAGCCCCUUCCGGUGCAAAGAAUCACUUCAAACAAGAACCUCGAGUCUGCUGGCAAGCUCGCCCAGACUGCAAUCGACGCCGCGCGCGCCUCUGCGUCUGCGGGGGGGAGAGUGGACGAAGCAGCCCUCAUGGCGGCGGCGGCCUUGCAUAGGAACAGCACAAUGGACACAAAGCCUUCAGAUGCUGUAACAAACAUGAUGACGGGGGUAGCUCGCCUGGCGGCCGAAGCGGUGCUCCCACGGGCAAGCAGCACAGGGUUCGACCUGGGAGGGGGGGGUGGGCAGUUCCCGCUGCAGUUGCCGGCGGGAUACCUGCAGCAGCAGCAGCGGCUCGAGCUGCUGUCGCAGCUGUACAACACCUCAGAGCAGCAGGGGAUGAAAGUGCAGCAGCAGGUGGCGGCGCUGUUUCCCGCGAGCCCCGUCUCGAUCCUGGACGUGGCGCAGCUGGACCAGCACCAGAGGCAGCUUCUUGAAACACGGGUGCGUGCGCUGUUGGCGGCGAGGCGGGGGGGGGACGUCCUGAACCGCCAGGCGAGCGAGCCUGCGCGGCUGGACCUGUUGCGGCGUGCCAUGGAGAUUGAGGCGGCAGGGCGGGGUGCUAUUGGGGCAGCGCGGCCGGUGGACCAGGUGGAACAGACUCUAGAAAGGGCGGAGGCGUUUCUGCGGCCAAAGCAAGAAUUGGGGGCAGGGGGGGUGGGAGCCCCGGAGCACGGUCUUGACAGGCAGGAAGAGAUGAGGCCAGGCGGGUGGAGCGAUGAGCCAUUGCGCCAGGGGGGUGCCGGUCCUAUGGCCGAAGUCGGGCCCAGAGCAAAGAGCAGCGAGAUAGCGCCAAGCCAGACGACGGAGGGGGCUUCCCCCUUGUCCCACAUAGAGAGUGUUGAGAAGGAGGCAGCAAACCCCAAGGGGCGGGAAGACGGGGGCUCCAUUGGGUCAGAGGAGGUCAGGGCACAAGACUCGAGUGGCAGCUUGCUGGGUCCCAAGAUGAAGGCCUUCAAGGAGCUGCGGCGGCCGCAACUGGACAUACUGGGCCAGGGAGAGGAUCCGGAGCCCGGCCCGCUGACCGCUGCGGUCGGGCGCCACAUCAGCCCCUCGGAAAGCACGGCGCGCACGCCGGCGUGGCUGUGGUCCCCCCGGCUGAGCGCGGGGCGCAAGAAGUGGGCAGGCCCAAUCUGGAAGACGGUGAACGGACACUCGGUGGACAUCAGCGAGCUGAGCCCGGACUACGUCAGCGAGCUGUGGGGCCUGGACGCCGAGACGUUUGCGUGCAAAACGCCCACGCUGUCACUGUUCCCGGGGGCGGUCAGCGACGAUGAGGCCUUCAGCCUGACCGACCGGGGACCCAGUACGGCGCGCUCCCCGUCCACCAGCGACGGCCCCCCCUGGCUCCCGUGGCUGCCACUGGACGGCAAGGUGGUUACUCGGGAUGAGGUGUCGGGCAAGCUAGUGUCCCCUCGCACCGUUAUGGAAGCCAUCGAGAGCGGGCCCCUCAGUCCGUGGUCCCCGCGGGACUUGUUGGAGUCGCCCUCGGAUGGGCAGCUCACCAGCCUGGGGAGCAGCAGGGGCAGCGGGCGGGCCCACCAGUGGUGGCUCUCGCUCAUCGGCACCCCCCGCGAGCAGCCGGCGGAAGAGAAGCAGGACAGGGCAGGCCCGGGGGGGGGGUUCCGGGAGGGACCAGCUAGUGAAGCGGCACAAGGGCAGGAGGGAGGGGUGAAAAGUGGGGGUUUGGUUCGGGAGGCGAGCCUGAGAAUUGAGGGCAAGGUCGGGGAGUCCAAAGAAGGGGGCCUUGUUGCUGAGGGGACUUGGCCGUCGCUGGAGGACAAACGUCGGCCCACCAGUUCGUUCACCUUCGCCACGUUCGCUUCCCAAGGGGACCAGACUGGGGCUGGGGACGACCAACGAAAGGACGAAACACCCGCAGAGUCUGCGCCUGAGUCAGGGUUGAGAGGUGGCAGCCCCAAGUCGGCCUCUAUGCUGGAGCAGGUACGCAGCCUGUUCACCAGACCCAGCGGGCCGCGACUCGACUCAAAGUAGCGCUGCUCCCGAGUCCGGCAUUAACGUGCACGCGCAGGGGCGAGCAGCUUGCGAUACGAGCAGUGACUACAAUGUCCAAGGGGUGUCAAAGUUCUUAUGGGAGAAUGUUUUCUAGGACGACCGGAGUUGGACUGCAUGGUGCUGACAGCUGUACAGAGCAGGUUCGUUGGCUGUUCGUAUCGAAGUGUCUGCAAUCAGGACGUUCAAAAUUGCUCGAGUUGCCAGCCGCAAGAUUGACCUCCAGGAAGCUUAAUUUAGCUGUUGGUUUUGUAUCUAGUCAAAUGCUCGCAAGAGACAGGAAGCGUCAAUUUUCACUAGUGUAUGCGGUAGGUAACCUGUGAGGUAUGGCAGGCCAUCUUGCGGGACGGGCUGACCGUGUAAGGAAUAAACGUUAGAGCGCUUUUUUGAAGGUAACGCGAGUGGCCUAGCUGCUGUCGCGUCGAUUCUUGCAACGGUAGGUGUGUACCUUAGCUUUCAGCACAGUAGUCCGUAUUGCAGUGUAGGGGAUUGACAGCCUUAGUCAAUCACAGGUCCCACACCAAAACUUACAGGCAUGUCACAAACUGCAUAUUCCACAUGUACGUUUUGCAUUCCGGCAUUGAGAUAUCCCAACA